This is a messenger RNA of Vicia villosa (hairy vetch), 578 nucleotides long. Its product is annotated as cucumisin-like. NCBI's taxonomy places the organism in Eukaryota, Viridiplantae, Streptophyta, Magnoliopsida, Fabales, Fabaceae. Bases 87 to 428 code for a protein of 113 amino acids. The record is from RefSeq and is a predicted model, not a curated record. The transcript has 6 exons.
CAAAGAAUACGGCCGUGUUUCUGAAGCGUGCGGAGUUGGCUGUGUAGAUCAACGAAGGAAUUAGGGAAGAUCGUCUUAGAAACAGAAUGAAGCUUAGAUCUUUAGUUGUCCUUCUACGUCUCCUUAGCCUUACUUCACUUUUCGUGAAAUGGUAUUAUUUAUCUUCUCGACAAAAUGACCUAGAGACUUACAUUGUCUACACCGGAGAUCCCUUCAAAGAUGAAGCUACUUCGUUGCAACAUUACAAUUACUUGAUACAACAAGCUGCAGACAGCAACUCAGCACCAAAGAAUAUUUUGUACUAUUACUGGCAUACUUUCAGUGGAUUUGUCGUGAACCUAACCAAGAAAGAAGCCGAUAGAAUGGCUGUACUCGAUGAAGUUGUUAGUGUUUUUCGAAAUGAAAAUUAUACACUCCUUACAAUAUAGAUAAUGUUACAACAAAGGAUGGCAUAUCAGUGGCUUUGUGCAAAAAAGAGAAAUAAUGUAAGUUACAUAUCAAUUAUAUAAUCGAGAGAGGCAUCGCUCGAAGAGUAGUCUUUCAAAGAUCGAAGAUAAUUCACUUGAGUAAGAUCAACA